Messenger RNA from Ipomoea triloba (trilobed morning glory), 1561 nucleotides. RefSeq names its product nuclear transcription factor Y subunit A-10-like. Gene Ontology annotation, biological process: regulation of transcription by RNA polymerase II. Bases 315 to 1142 code for a protein of 275 amino acids. The transcript has 6 exons. The record is from RefSeq and is a predicted model, not a curated record. NCBI's taxonomy places the organism in Eukaryota, Viridiplantae, Streptophyta, Magnoliopsida, Solanales, Convolvulaceae. Gene Ontology annotation, cellular component: CCAAT-binding factor complex. Gene Ontology annotation, molecular function: RNA polymerase II cis-regulatory region sequence-specific DNA binding; DNA-binding transcription factor activity, RNA polymerase II-specific.
UUUGUUUUUAUAAGAAAAGCCUUGUUUUUAGCUUCUGCUCUGUCUACUUGUCUUUCUUCUUUGCUACUUCUGUUAAAAGAAUCGUUUCAUCUCCUUGUGAUUUUAUGUGGCUGGAUAUAUGGUGGUGUUUUCUCUUGGCUGUUAUAGUUUAAGCCCUUCUAUACUCCGAUCCGUCCUUAAUUUGUUCAUAAAUAUUAGUCUGGCGUAAGCUGAUAAACCUAAUGCAUCAAAAAGAAUUUGGAAGACUUUAAUUUGGUUGAGAAAAGCAAGCAAGGGAAGUUAUUUAUUAUAUUGGUGUUGAUUGAAGUGUGUGUAUGAGUAUGACUAUGCAAAGUGUGUUUUCCAAAGAGCAUGAAGGGAUUGGCCAAAAUCCCAUGGUGCCAUGGUGGAGUGUGGCUCAACCAACUGCUUUUGUUGAGACUUUGGGCCACUUGAAGGAUGCAUCUGGGAACCAUAAGCAAGGUGAAGGUGAAGGGGCUUUGGAGCAAUCACUGUCAAAGGGGAUUCCACCUCAAUUCACUGUUUUUUCUGGAAAUGAGACAAAAUUUCCCCAAGUUCAGGCUACAAUCUCUGUCCAGCCAACUACUACUGAAUAUCGAGGUUCCUUUGAGCUUGGAUUUGGUCAAUCAGUGGUUUGUGCAAAGAAUCCCUACAGUGAGCAGUGCUAUGGAGUUUAUUCAGCUUAUGGACCUCAAGUUGCAGGGCGCAUCAUGCUGCCGCUGAAUUUGAGCUCUGAUGAAGGCCCGAUAUUUGUGAAUGCAAAGCAGUACCAUGGGAUAAUGAGGCGCAGGAAAUGCCGAGCUAAGGCAGAAAUGGAGAACAAAGUGAAACCCCGCAAGCAGCCAUACUUGCACCUGUCGCGCCAUCUCCAUGCAGUGCGGCGCCCCAGGGGAUGUGGUGGGCGCUUUCUGAACACCAAAGAUGUGAAGGGCGCAACUGGGAGCAAGCGCAAAGGUUCAGAGGUCAGCAGCAUGUUCGACAGGGAAGAUCCCGAGGAUCAUUGCCCUCAUCCAAUCAACAUCCAUCUCCACUCAUCUCUUCAGGCUUUGCCAGAUAUGAUGAACACUGGCCAUGAUUUUCUCAUGGCUGGUAAGUGGGGGGUGGCUGCAGCUGCAGAUAGCUGCUGCAACCUCAAAGUCUGACAGCUUAGGCUGAAAGAUGGGGUUAGUGAAACACACUAACCCUUUUGUCAUUGCAACCAAAUUAAACCCAAAAGCUCUGAUUUCAUCAUCAUUUGCAAUUGACAGGCAACUCAUUCUUGGCUAUCAUAUAGGCAGUUCAUCCUUGGCUUAGGUGCAUUUAGGCUGCCUCUUUCAUUCUGCAAAUGGAAAUGGUUUGGGGCACUUUGGCCUAAAUGCACUUUGUUUACAUACCAUACAUGACCAUAUGUGCAAUAAUAGAUCAUGAAGAUCUGUAGGUUGAAGUUUCAGUGUUGCAGACAUGCCAGAAUUUGGUGGUGUCAAGGUUUGAUCAUGGACUGUUGUGUUUAUACAUGUACAAUAUAUUGUGUAGUCUGGUUUGGUGAGUGUAAUAUACUUGUGUGGAAAGUAUGGUGCAUAAA